AUGGAGAAAUGGAAUGAAACAUCAAAUGAUUUUAGUUUGCUGGGGUUGUUUCCUCAAAACCAAACUGGCCUACUUCUCUUGCUCCUGAUCAUCUUUGUAUUUGUUCUCGCCUGUUUGGGGAACUCAGGGAUGACUGCCCUCAUCUUCUUGGACCCACGGCUCCACACCCCCAUGUACUUUCUCCUCAGCCAGCUCUCCCUCAUGGACCUGAUGUACAUUUCCUCCACGGUCCCCAAGAUGGCAAUCAACUUCCUCUCUGGCCAGAAGAGCAUCUCCUUCCUGGGCUGUGGUGUGCAAAGCUUCUUCUUCCUGACCAUGGCUGGCUCAGAAGGUUUAAUCCUGGCCUCCAUGGCCUAUGACCGCUUUGUGGCCAUCUGCAACCCCCUCCACUACCCCAUCCGCAUGAGUAAGAGGUUGUGUGGGAAGAUGAUCCUGGGGUCCUGGACACUGGGCUCCAUCAACUCCAUGGCACAUACUUUCUAUGCCCUGCAUCUUCCUUAUUGCAGGUCCAGGGCCAUCAAUCAUUUCUUCUGUGAUGUGCCUGCAAUGUUGCCACUGGCCUGUGUAGAUACCUGGGUCUAUGAGUACAUGGUGUUUGUGAGCACAAGCCUGUUUCUCCUUGUUCCUUUCCUUGGCAUCAAUGCCUCAUAUGGACGGGUCCUUGUUGCUGUCUUCCACAUGCGCUCAAAAGAGGGAAGAAAAAAGGCCUUCACCACAUGCUCAGCACAUUUAACUGUGGUGACAUUUUACUACACACCUUUUGUCUACACUUACCUCCGUCCCAGGAGUCUCCGCUCCCCAGCAGAGGAUAAGAUCCUUGCAGUCUUCUACACCAUCCUCACCCCCAUG
This is a messenger RNA of Marmota flaviventris (yellow-bellied marmot), 849 nucleotides long. The record is from RefSeq and is a predicted model, not a curated record. NCBI's taxonomy places the organism in Eukaryota, Metazoa, Chordata, Mammalia, Rodentia, Sciuridae.